Molecule: messenger RNA, 2318 nt
Organism: Caenorhabditis elegans
Lineage: Eukaryota; Metazoa; Nematoda; Chromadorea; Rhabditida; Rhabditidae
Gene: pdfr-1
Product: Calcitonin receptor-like protein 1
Biological process (GO): adenylate cyclase-activating G protein-coupled receptor signaling pathway; locomotory behavior; G protein-coupled receptor signaling pathway
Cellular component (GO): plasma membrane; membrane
Molecular function (GO): G protein-coupled peptide receptor activity; G protein-coupled receptor activity; transmembrane signaling receptor activity
Source: RefSeq, marked reviewed
GUAAGACCAGUGAAAACAAGACAACGAAGAAUUGGUCAAACGUCGAAUUGAAAAAUGAACUUCAUCACUGACUCAUAUCAUGGCGGAUGCCACGUCACCGUUCAACGUUUCGAUUCUCGAUAAUUCGACGAAGCUGAGCGAAAUGGUUGAAUCUGGUUGGAACGUAUUAGCGUCGACCAGUGUUCAGGCGUUCAACGAAGCAAUGGAUGUUCUUGAAGAGUCUUAUCCGUUGUGCAAAAAGAUGCUUGAUCACAACAAUUUAUUCCCUGAACGAGAUCCAAAUGAUACACGAAUUUGGUGUAAUGCCACGUAUGAUACAGUACUAUGUUGGCCGCCGACACCUGCAAAUUCAUCAGUCACAUUACAAUGUCCGCAUAUGAAAGGCCUAGACCCAAACAAAAACAUCACAAAGGACUGUCACGUGUCAGGAGUCUGGUCGGGACGAAAUGCUGGAGAGAUGGGGCCGACGUUACCCGGUUGGACGAACUUCACAAUGUGCUACACGGAUGAAGUCAUAUAUAUCAUGCAGAACUUGAACAACGAAUCGUUGACGAUAGCUCAAGAAGUAGCACGAAAUGCAAGGAAACUGGAAUUCGUGGGACUCGGACUGUCAUUAGUAUCUCUGAUAUUGGCGAUUUCAAUUUUUUCGUAUUUUCGGCGGCUUCGAGUAUUCCGAAAUCUGCUGCACUUACAUUUAAUGAUUGCAAUGCUUAUGGUUGUAAUACUUCGGCUGGUACUCUAUAUUGACUUAAUAUUCACUGGUGAAAAUGGUCCUCACACGAACUCAGCAGAAGGAAAAACGAUAAAUACUAUGCCAAUCGUUUGUGAAGGAAUGUUCUUCUUUUUGGAAUAUUUCAAAACCGUUACGUUUUGUUGGAUGUUCUUAGAAGGAAUUUAUUUGAAUAAUCAAAUUGUUUUUGGAUUUUUCAACUCGGAGCCAAAAUUGUUACCCUAUUUCAUUGCUGGAUACGGUAUCCCAUUGGUUCACACAAUGCUCUGGCUACUUGUGGUGCUCAUCAAAAAAGACUUCAAAGUGGAACGAUGCUUAGGAUCCUAUUAUUUAGAACCAGAAUUUUGGAUUCUAGAUGGUCCUAGGAUGGCAGAACUUGUGAUAAAUCUAUUCUUCAUCUGUAAUGUCAUUCGAGUGCUCUACAGUAAAGUUCGAGAAUCUAACAAUACGUCUGAAGCAGGUCUGAAAAAAUCGGUCAAAGCUGCAAUGAUGUUAUUGCCGCUGUUAGGUGUUCCGAAUAUAAUGCAAACAAUUCCGUUUGCACCAACUAGGGAUAAUAUUAUGGUAUUUGCUGUUUGGACGUACACCGCCUCUUUCACCUAUAUGUAUCAAGGACUUAUGGUUGCCAGUAUUUAUUGCUUUACGAACAAGGAGGUUAAUCACGUCCUCAAGACCUUCUAUGCUCGGUAUCGACUCCUCCAUAAAUCACAAAACGAACUUCGACGAGGAUCACGAAGCGUCGCAUCCCAUUAUGCUGCAAAAAAUGGAACAGCUAAUGCAAGUGCACCACAGACAAAUAACGCUGACGAGUUUGGAAAACUUUCUCCGUUCCCGUCAAGGAGUAAAAAAGGUAGCGAUGAUUCCACGACGAAGCUGAUGAAAGAUGCAGUGAUGGAAGAAGAAAAGAAUGCAAACAAUAAUGGAUACGGAUCGGCUGGUGAAAUGACACCUCUUCGUGAAGGAUCCAAUCGCUCCACAAAAUCUCCAUAAUCUCCGAGUAACUCCAUCAGAUUAUUUUAAAAUCAUUUUUUAUCAUUUUCCCCCCAAAUGUUCCUUAUUGAAAACGUUCCAAAUUGUUUAAUUGUUAAACAAAAAACCAUUAUUCUUCACGAUAACGGGAUUACCAUUCUUCAUUGUUGUCAAACCCACCGUGUCAAUCUCCGUCUCUCAUUUCUUGAUUCGAUUUUUUAAAAACAUUUUAUUCGACAUUGUUUGCAAAUUUGAAAAAAAUGAAACUUUCCUCUUGUAUAUUUCACAUAUUUUUUCCGCUUUUGAUAUUUUUGUUCUCAGUUGCCAAUUGUUGAUCAUUGCUUCAUCAGGCUUCUUUUUGUAGACUUCAUCUUGCCUAGAACAUGCUUUUUUUCUGCAUUCAUCGGAAAUUCUGAGAAUCUCAUUUUAAAACAAUCCAUAUGAACUGAAUUUAUCAUGUAUAAUAGUAUCCUCAUUGUUUUCCCCACCAUUUUCCCCUUUUAUCCCAGUGAUUAUCGUCAGAAAACAUUCGAGAAAUUGUUGCGCAUGAAUCGAAUAAAAACAAACUAAAACUGUGUAUCAGAUUAAUUAUUAUUCUAAAUAAAAAUUUUGGAUUUUA